Molecule: messenger RNA, 3535 nt
Organism: Pungitius pungitius (ninespine stickleback)
Lineage: Eukaryota; Metazoa; Chordata; Actinopteri; Perciformes; Gasterosteidae
Product: secretory carrier-associated membrane protein 1-like
Exons: 9
Coding region: 229-1257 (342 amino acids)
Biological process (GO): protein transport
Cellular component (GO): recycling endosome membrane; trans-Golgi network membrane
Source: RefSeq, a predicted model, not a curated record
CUGUUCAGAAGGUGUGCUGUCCGCGGUGCUGAAGCAGUGACGUAGGACAGCGCCGCGCAUCACGCAUCCUCCCCUGCCAUUUGUUGUGCUACUGGCUAGCUUGCUAAGCAAGGGGUCUCCAUCAGCAGGAGGCGGAGAAGACGGCGGGCAAGCAGAGAAAGGCAGCCCCUUCCCUGGAUACUCUGGAAGCCCUUCCACACAGGGAAACGUUACUAGAAAGGGAGGACAAUGUCCGACUUUGACAGCAACCCGUUUGCAGACCCGGACUUCAGCAACCCCUUUCAGGAUCCCUCGGUGACACAGGUGACUCGUUCCGCCCCUCCUGGUGGUUUGGAGGAGUACAACCCCUUCACAGACGCCAGAACGGCGGACCCUGGGAAUGGCCCCAAAGCUGCUCCUGCCCCGUCACAGCAGAACACACAACCUGCCAUCAUGAAGCCCACAGAAGAGCCGCCGGCUUACUCGCAGCAACAGACUCAGGACCAAGCGCGCGCUCAGGCUGAGUUGUUGAGAAGGCAGGAGGAGCUGGAAAAGAAAGCUGCAGAGCUGGAUCGGCGGGAGAGAGAGUUACAGUCCCACGGGGCCGGGCGCAAGAACAAUUGGCCUCCCCUGCCAGAGAAGUUCCCCGCUGGCCCAUGUUUCUACCACGAUAUAGCAGUGGAUAUUCCCGUAGAGUUCCAAAAGACCGUCAAGAUCAUGUACAACCUGUGGAUGUUCCAUGCGGGCACGCUCUUUGUGAACAUGUUCGGCUGCCUGGCCUGGUUCUGUGUGGAUGCAUCUCGCGGUGUAGAUUUUGGCCUGGCACUGCUAUGGUUUCUGCUUUUCACGCCCUGUUCUUUCGUCUGCUGGUACAGACCGCUUUACGGGGCUUUCAGGAGUGACAGUUCAUUCCGCUUCUUUGUCUUCUUCUUCGUCUAUAUCUGUCAGUUUGGGGUUCACGUUCUACAAACUAUAGGCAUCGCCGGCUGGGGAACGUGUGGUUGGAUCGCAGCCUUAACCGGCCUCAACGCCAGCAUCCCCGUGGGCAUCUUCAUGUUGCUGAUUUCGGCUCUCUUCACUGCGCUCUCCGUGGGCUCGCUCGUUAUGUUUAAAAAGGUGCACGCGCUGUACCGCACCACCGGCGCGAGCUUCGAGAAGGCUCAGCAGGAGUUCGCAACCGGGGUCAUGUCCAACAAAACCGUUCAGACUGCGGCUGCCAACGCUGCAGCUAACGCUGCAACCAAUGCUGCCCGCGGGGCCUUCAAGCCUCAGCCAUAAGAUGACACAUACCCACACACCAUGCACACUCAUACACACACACAUACACACACACACAGAACACACACAAAGGUUGGGGAUGCACAACUCUGGGCCCUGCAGGCUCUUCGAUCAAAUUGAUUCUGUUUCUGGAUGCUGUCCAGGGCUGCACACUUUGUGCUCUGCUUGUGCAAAGAGUCAAAAGCCCGGAAUAAAAGAUGUUAGUCACAUAAAGUGACCAGAGUUGCUCACCUUCACUUAAAAAAAUAAAAAAAUCCAGUUUCACCUCUUGAAACAUCCACCAAGUGGCUCCAGGCGUGCCCUGUCUCGUGUGGGAUUUCAUCUCACUGUGCUCCUCACUGGUAGCAGUUCUAGCACCUGGCUUGUUUCUGUCAUGGCGAUGACACGCAAACAGCUUCCUGCCUGGUUCAUAGAGUUACAAAAAGGGAUAAUUGGAUCAUGUUUUUGCACAUGAUUUUGUUUUCUUGGUCACAUGCCGAAAGUACAGUGUAUGCAAAUGCAUUCUUCACUUAAAACCAAAUAGCGGCUCUGACAGAUGUAGGGCUUGGACGCAAAUUGCUCCGAGCUGUACAUUUCUUCAUCUAUUCUGAGACAAACUCGCCCCAGUAAUUCAUAUAAGUAGAAAUAUUUUGGGAUGUUCCUAUUUUAGGACCUGUGUCCAGUCCCCCCCCCCCCCCAAGCAGUACUCCAGUGGCACCUGUCAUUUGAGCAACUGUUGAACAGUUGAGCUCAGCGUGCGCUGAGCUAGCAUCUCUGUGUAUCAUGACAAAAAAGCAUGUCUAGCACACCUCACGUAGCCUUUCCUCCGGCUACGGGUGCGAGCUGGUUUUGAUUAUUUUCCCUCUUCAAUAAGUGAGCUGUGAAGUUAUAGCAUGACCCCACUCAGAGGAUGGUUGACGGAAUUGUGGAUGUAUUUUUUGAGGACGCACUGAACACCGCUGGUCAGCAAGGUCCCCUAAAAGAGCUUCGGUUAGAUGAUUUCAUUGGCACUGAAAAGGGGGGUUAGGGGGAACUGGAUAAAUAUUCACAUUUUCCUUUAUGUAUGUAUGAGAUUAACAGACAACUGUGUGGCUCCAUUAGAGGUUGUUUUUUUUUGUCGCCCGUCACUGUUGGUUGAAAUCUUAACGCUGCUGUGAAUGUGGGAGGCUCUGCAUCCUCCAGCCUCCUGCUGUCAGGACACAUUUCAUUCAUGGGGAGAGAAGUGAACCCGAGGUAACGCUGUGCUUUUAAAGAUUAAACCUGCAUACAUGAAAUGAGAAGAAGACAAAAACAUGGAUACGGUGUGCAUGACAGACCAACCAGUCCAUUGUAAGCACAUUUGCUCUUGUCAGUAUUGGAGAAUUGUCACCAGACGUCUCGCGGUCAAAACAAGCUUUGAGAUGAUGAUUAGCGCUGCUGUUGUUACAAACGUAUGGACUGGGUUCUGCCAGAGGCGUCACUACUGCUGCGAGGGGGAAGGUCAGUACUUGGUCAUGAAGUAAUCUUACCUGUGUGGCAGUAUUGUUUUGUUUGAAACGUUUUUUGUUUUUUAAUAUCCAUUGCACCUUUCUUGUUUUCACGUCGACCAUUUAGGGCUUAAGAUAAACAUGUUUUCAUUCAUGGUGUAAUUUAAAGUUGUAUGCGUUUCAAAUUUCGUUUGGUAUGCUUUGACAUGAUGUAUAAUGUUUUCUGUGGUUUUAUAAUGACAUGAUCAUAGCAUCAGCUAGAUUGAAGUGUGAUCCUUGACUUUGAGACUCGAGCCUCCAAAAGGUGCCCUUCUAUGGAUGAGGAUGUUUGGUAUAAAAGGCCAACAAAAAAAAAAAAAAAUCUCCCUCAAGUGUUACUGUCCUGAAAAGCUGUGAGGAAUCUACCAGAUGUCCAUAUAGAUUUGUUUUUUUUUAAUCUUUGCUCCCAUGUUUUACUUACAAUCACCUUCAUGAUUGCCAGGUAUCUAUAGUUUUAACAGGUGUUAAAUGAAGCCAUGCCGCAAUGGGUAAUUACUUAAUGUAUUAAGCGAGCCGGUCCGCGGGUCAGAACGAGGGAUUGGAAGUUUGCUGGCUCAAAACUGUGUUUUGGAGCUGUGAUUCACAGUAUUUCACUGAAUCAGAAGAGAAACUCCUUCAAAAAGAUACACUUGUAUAUUUUGUAAAGUUGAACAUUUGAUCCCAUUAUCAAUCCCGUGUAAAAAAGAAAAACGUGUCGCACUCUUUGUCUGGCCUUUGUUGCAUGUGAAAUAGUUUGAGUUUUGUAUAUUUAUGGUAUUAACAUGAAAUAAAAUUUGAAAGAAAUGUUUCAGAAA